AUGGACAGCAGUACCGGAGGAUCAGAAAGUAGCUUUCGACUUGAUCCUGCGAUUGGAAGUUUGCCGCCACCCACCCCUGGAGAACCGGAUGAUCUAGUCGAAAGGAUUUGUCGAUUUAUGACCAAGCAUCAAACGAGCACGAAAAAAUUCCUCCUCUCUUAUUUAACAUCCAAAAACAGAUACGUUGUCACCCGGAAGAAACAGUGGGGGUCUGUGAAGAAAGGUUGGAAGACUACCGAGGAAAUCCUUGAUGCAAUCGACAAGCUUGUCAAUGCAAAGCCAAAAUGUCGAGAGAAAUGGAAUGAUUGGGUGUUGAAGAAGGCCAAGGUGAUUGUGGCAGCCCAGUCUCCACCGACUGGAAGUCUUUACAUAAAUAUCAAUAAACUUGAUCAGACUUUCUUCGAUCACAAGAUGGAUGUUGAAAGAGACGUCACCGUCAUCCAAAGCAUGAAUUUCAUUCACGAAUUGAUCAGUUUUAAACUGGGUCUUGAUGAAUCUCAAUCAGAUAGUCCAUUGGCUGAAUCUUAUGUUUAUCACAAAUCAACGGACAAGGCGGAAAAUACAACAUCUAGAUUGAAAGCUGUAAGCUGUUUAUACAAGGUCAUGGUUCGACCAGCAGACUGA
This is a messenger RNA of Melampsora larici-populina 98AG31, 624 nucleotides long. RefSeq lists its product as uncharacterized. NCBI's taxonomy places the organism in Eukaryota, Fungi, Basidiomycota, Pucciniomycetes, Pucciniales, Melampsoraceae. The transcript has 3 exons. The record is from RefSeq and is a predicted model, not a curated record. The coding region runs from base 1 to 624 and encodes 207 amino acids.